Messenger RNA from Cyphellophora attinorum, 1788 nucleotides. Its product is annotated as 2,4-dichlorophenol 6-monooxygenase. Gene Ontology annotation, molecular function: FAD binding. Lineage: Eukaryota; Fungi; Ascomycota; Eurotiomycetes; Chaetothyriales; Cyphellophoraceae. Bases 1 to 1788 code for a protein of 595 amino acids. The transcript has 6 exons. The record is from RefSeq and is a predicted model, not a curated record.
AUGGCGCAAACCAACGGACAUGGUGCUGCCACUGGCCCGACCGUGCACACUGACUACUUGAUCGUCGGGACGGGCCCUGCAGGUGCCUCACUGGCUUGCUUUCUGGCGCAGCACGGUCUGAAGGGUUUGAUGGUGAGCGCGGCUUCAAGCAAUGCGGACAGUCCGCGUGCUCACAUCACAAACAUGGCUGCACUGGACUGUCUACGAGACAUCGGUGUCGAUGAGGAGUGCUACGAGGUGGGCACUCAAGGAGACUCUAUGGUCCAUACGCGCUGGUCCAAUAGUAUGGCUGGAGAAGAGUACGCACGAAUCUACUCGUGGGGCAAUGACCCGAAGCGCAAGGGAGAUUACGAGCUUGCUAGCCCUUCAGAGCCCCUGGAUCUGCCACAAACACAGCUCGAACCAAUCUUGACACGACAUGCCACGUUGAAUGGCGUCAACCUACGCUGGGACACGGCUUUCGUGUCCUUCGAGCAGGACUCAUCCGGCGUAACGACCACAUUGCACGAUAAGUUGAGCGGUCAAGACUUCAGAGUCCGGUCAAAGUAUCUUUUCGGCUGCGACGGGGCCCGUAGCCCAAUUGCACAGCAGCUGCCGCUACCAAUGAUAAAGCGUCCGGGUCAGGGGUUUGCUGUCAACGUGUUAGUGGAGGCUGAUAUGUCACAUCUUAUGGAGAACCGUAUGGGCAACUUGCACUGGAUCCUCACACCUGAAAAAGACCAUCCCGAGUUCGCCUGGAUUGCAUGCUGGCGGAUGGUGAAACCCUGGCACGAGUGGAUGUGUAUCAUUUUCCCAACGAGCAAUGCGCAAAGGGCUGUACGGACUGAAGCAGAGUAUACUAAACGGAUUCGGGAGUUCAUUGGAGACGACUCCGUCGAUUUUAAGAUCAAAAGCAUCUCAACGUGGCAAAUCAACGAAACGGCAGCGGAGUAUUACUCAAAGGGCAACGUCUUCUGCCUGGGCGAUGCUGUGCAUAGGCACCCUCCGAACCACGGCCUCGGAUCGAACACUUGUAUCCAAGACGCGCAUAAUCUUGCGUGGAAAGUGGCUUACGUCAACAAAGGACUUGCUGGGAAAGAUCUGUUGGACACGUAUAGUAUAGAACGUCAGCCUGUCGGGCUUGAUGUAGUCACCCAGGCCAACGCUUCACUACGCAAUCAUAUAAAGAUAUGGGGCAUCUUGGGCAACUUCGAGCCUACUGUUCCAGCUCGCGUUGAAUCUUUUAACAUACUCGCAGAGGACUCCGAACGAGGUCGAGCACGACGUCAAGAGUUCCAGGACACGCUACGGCUAAUUAACCGCGAAGAACACGGCCUGGGAAUCGAGAUGAAUCAGCGAUACACCUCGACCGCAGUCCACAAGUCGGAUCAAGGGGAGAUGCCGACCUUCAAUUCUGAUCCUCUAGAGCACUACCACCCCACGACGUAUCCCGGGGCACGGUUGCCGCAUGUCUGGCUGAGCCGCGCUGUCCCGGGCAAGGCAAUUUCCACAAUCGACCUUGCUGGGAAUGGCAGCUUCUCUUUGUUCACCGGCAUCGGCGGUCAUGGAUGGCGCGAUGCGGCCAAGAAAGUUCAAGAUGAGCUAAACGUACCAAUUCCUGUGUACUCGAUCGGCUUUCGACAAGAAUACGAGGAUCGAUAUCUUGACUGGGCGAAGCUUCGAGAUGUUGCUGAGUCCGGAGCAGUCUUGGUGAGACCGGACUACUUUGUUGCAUGGAGGAGUCAGCAGUGGCAGGAAGACAGCUCUGGGACGCUAAUGGCGGUUAUGAAGUCAGUGUUGUCUCGAUGA